Messenger RNA from Danio aesculapii, 2228 nucleotides. RefSeq names its product tyrosyl-tRNA synthetase 1 (gene yars1). NCBI's taxonomy places the organism in Eukaryota, Metazoa, Chordata, Actinopteri, Cypriniformes, Danionidae. The coding region runs from base 107 to 1696 and encodes 529 amino acids. The record is from RefSeq and is a predicted model, not a curated record. Gene Ontology annotation, biological process: tyrosyl-tRNA aminoacylation. The transcript has 14 exons. Gene Ontology annotation, molecular function: tyrosine-tRNA ligase activity; tRNA binding; ATP binding.
UAUUCGAUCUGGCUUUUAUUAUGAAACGUGAUGAAAUCUUGGUUCAACCGGAACAGCCUGUCACCGGCACACACGUUUCUCAACUACCGCUGAAGCAGCAGACAUCAUGGGAGAGCAGCUGAGUCCUGAUGAGAAGUUCCAGCUCAUCACCAGAAACCUUCAGGAGGUUCUUGGUGAGGAGAGGUUGAAGGAGAUCCUGAAGGAGCGGGAACUGAAGGUUUACUGGGGAACAGCGACCACAGGCAAACCACAUGUUGCUUACUUUGUCCCCAUGUCAAAAAUUGCUGACUUCUUGAAGGCGGGCUGUGAGGUGACCAUCCUCUUUGCUGAUCUCCAUGCUUACCUGGAUAACAUGAAGGCUCCCUGGGAGCUGCUGGAGCUUCGGGUGAAGUAUUAUGAGCAGGUCAUCAAGGCCAUGUUGGAGAGCAUUGGAGUUCCUCUUGACAAACUCAAAUUUGUCAAAGGCACAGAUUUUCAGCUCAGCAGAGAAUACACUCUGGAUGUUUACCGACUGUCCUCCAUGGUCACUGAACACGAUGCAAAGAAAGCAGGUGCGGAGGUGGUCAAACAGGUUGAACAUCCUCUUCUCAGCGGUCUGCUGUAUCCUGGACUACAGGCACUGGAUGAGGAAUACCUAAAAGUAGAUGCUCAGUUUGGUGGUGUGGACCAGAGGAAGAUCUUCACAUUAGCAGAGAAGUACUUGCCUUCUCUUGGGUACACCAAACGUAGCCAUUUGAUGAACCCAAUGGUUCCAGGACUGACUGGGAGCAAGAUGAGCUCCUCAGAGGAGGAAUCCAAGAUUGACCUGCUAGACAAGAGCCAAGAUGUGAAGAAGAAGCUGAAGAAGGCGUUCUGUGAGCCCGGCAAUGUGGAGAAUAAUGGAGUUCUAUCUUUCGUCAAACAUGUGCUUUUCCCUCUGCACUCAGAGUUUGUGAUUAAAAGAGAUCCAAAGUUUGGAGGUGACAAAGUCUACACAGAUUUUGAAGAAGUGGAGAAAGACUUUGCUGCAGAGCAAAUUCAUCCCGGGGACCUGAAGGCUUCAGUAGAGUUGGCUCUUAACAAACUGUUGGACCCUAUCAGGAAGAAGUUUGAGAGCCCUGAGUUGAAAAAACUGACAUUAUCAGCGUACCCAGAACCAUCUAAAAACAAAGGCGGAGCUAAGGGCAACCCUAAACAAACCACAGAUGACGAUGAGGUCAUCCCAUCCAGAUUGGACAUCAGAGUGGGCAAAGUCAUCAGUGUAGAAAAGCAUCCAGAUGCAGACUCGCUAUAUUUAGAGAAGAUUGAUGUGGGUGAAGAACAGCCGCGGACUGUAGUGAGUGGACUGGUAGCUUACAUCACAGAGGAACAGCUUCAGGACCGACUCGUUGUGCUGCUCUGCAAUCUAAAGCCCCAGAAGAUGAGGGGGAUUGAAUCUCAAGCAAUGGUGCUCUGUGCUUCAAUCGAAGGAGAGCCAAGGAAAGUGGAGCCUUUGGAUCCACCAGAAGGAUCUGCAGCAGGAGAUCGUGUUUUUGUGGAGGGCUAUGAAUCUGGCAAACCAGAUGAUGAAUUGAAACCAAAGAAAAAGGUGUUUGAGAAGUUACAGGUGGAUCUGAAGGUCUCCGGCGAGUUUGUUGCACAAUGGAAAGAGCAAAAUCUGAUGACCAAACUUGGACAGAUCACCUGCAAAACACUUAAAGGUGGAAAUAUCAGCUAGAAUAUCCACACUUUUUUUCUCAAGCUUCAGAGGGCGUGUUUUCAUGACAACCGUAAUCCACAUGACGUCUACACUGUGUCAGGUAUAUCACUCAUCAUGGACAUCAAAAACUGUAAACUGACUCUGACUGAAAAGCAAAUGGCUUCUAAUGUCCUCAUUUCAUUUUACCCUGUGAAUGAAUUACUAGCUCACAGUUACUGCAGAAGAAUACACAUGGUAUUGUCUGUGCUUUACAUUGCAUGUAAUGCCGUCCAAGAUGAUUUCCGCAUAAAGUACUGCAGUAAAUAUGCUCAUUUGCAUUAGUGAUAAAUGGAGAAUCUUCCAGGAGCUCAUCUGUUAUCUUCAAACUCAGGUUUCCUGUGGUGCCGUGUCUGGAAAUUGAUCAUUGCUUACAAUGACCAGUGUGACAAUGUACAAACUAUUAUUUAACCAUCAAUGGAAACGGUUCAGACGUGGGACAGUCUACAGUAUAUAAACAACAAAAUGUUAUGGUGAAUAUUUUAAGAUUAGUUGUUAACAGAAAACAGCUAGU